AUGUCAACAGAUUGGAUCAACCCCCUCGCCUACAUCGGCCUCGCAGCUCUAACCUACACCACCUACAAAUUCACCCGCCAAGCAACAGUCUACCUCCUCCCUUCGACCCUAUCGAAAACCCACAACCCAUCCGGCCAAAACUGGGCCCUAGUCACAGGCGCCACAGAUGGAAUCGGCUUUGGCUUUAGUCAGGAAUUGUGUGCCCGCGGAUUCAACGUGAUUUUACACGGCCGAAACGCCUCAAAGCUUGAAAAUCGCGCACGUGAGCUAGGGGCUGAAUUUCCAAACUGCAAGACGGAGAUUGUAGUUUUGGACGUUGUGAGCGUGACAUCCGUUGGCAUUGAUUCUGUUGCGAGUCAAAUACGGGCGAUCACAGAAAAACAUGGAGGUGAUCUGAGUGUUUUGGUUAAUAAUGUGGGUGGGGAGGUAAAGCCCUAUACGCUUGUGGAUGGAUAUACAUUUGAGGAGGCGGCGAUGACCGUCGAUAUGAAUGCGGGAUUCAUGUUACAGAUUACGCGAGCUUUGUUGCCAUUACUUUGUGAGGGAACGAAGGGUCUUGUGCUGAAUGUUUCGUCGAUUUCGGCGUUUGGAAUGCCUUAUAUUAGUGUUUAUUCUGCAUCGAAGGGGUUCGUGGAUAGUUUUACGCGGGCGCUGGAGGCAGAGGUUUAUGCCGAGAGUCGGAAUGUUAAUAUCAUGGGUUUGCGUGUGGGACAGGUGCGUACUGCCAAUUUUGGGGUUACGAGAGGUUUGUUUGUGCCAAAUGGGCGUAUACUGGCGUCAGCAGCGUUGAAUCGCGUUGGAUGUGGACAGGUGAUUGUAUGGGCGUAUUUCUGGCAUUGGGUGCAGGGACUCUCUGUUGAGCUGUUGCCACGUUCGAUGAUUUUGAAGAUUACGACGAUGAAGAUCAAGUCGCUGAAGAAGCUAGAGCACGGGGGCAAAAAAGUGAAGAACACAUAG
This is a messenger RNA of Penicillium pulvis, 957 nucleotides long. RefSeq names its product putative short chain dehydrogenase/reductase. The record is from RefSeq and is a predicted model, not a curated record. Gene Ontology annotation, molecular function: oxidoreductase activity. The transcript has a single exon. Gene Ontology annotation, cellular component: endoplasmic reticulum. NCBI's taxonomy places the organism in Eukaryota, Fungi, Ascomycota, Eurotiomycetes, Eurotiales, Aspergillaceae. The coding region runs from base 1 to 957 and encodes 318 amino acids.